Molecule: messenger RNA, 3183 nt
Organism: Sinocyclocheilus anshuiensis
Lineage: Eukaryota; Metazoa; Chordata; Actinopteri; Cypriniformes; Cyprinidae
Product: rho GTPase-activating protein 12-like
Exons: 18
Coding region: 315-2840 (841 amino acids)
Biological process (GO): regulation of GTPase activity; signal transduction
Cellular component (GO): cytoplasm
Molecular function (GO): protein binding
Source: RefSeq, a predicted model, not a curated record
AGCAUCAGCAGUCCAAAAGAGCUUCACAGGACAGGCGGGAGUGCGCAGUGUCGCGAACGCGCACUCACUCACCCACAGAGACAGACUGCGAUUGGAAGCGCGAGGCGGUCAGAUCGUGUGUUGUGUGUUGCUGCCGCGCAGUAUCUUUUCACGCAAGUACUGAGGACUGCAAGGGAAAAGUUUAUUUCAAAGACUCUCCAACUAACGGGCAUGGCCGCUCCCAGAUCCCCCUGAACGCCAGUUGUGCAGACACAGCAAGAGAUGUAGAUCCACUUACAGACUGUCUUCUGACUAACGCACGGACAGAUUGCGCCAUGACGGAACGGGAUGGCCGCUGUGAUUUUUCCAUCGCCCCGGGGCAGGUAUAUAUUGAGGUGGAGUACGAUUAUGAGUACAAGGCGAAAGAUAGACUCAUCUCCAUACGGCAGGGCGAAUGCUACAUGUUGGUUCGCAAAACCAAUGAGGACUGGUGGCAAGUUCGUCGGGAGGAGGGCACCAAGGCGUUUUAUGUCCCCGCUCAGUACGUCCGAGAGGUGCGGCGCGCCCUUAUGCCACCACCCAAACCUCGCGCAAAGCCCCCCAACGUUCUUGAAAUCGGCCAGUGCCGAUCGUCGAACGAAAAUCUCAACCAACGCGCUCCUACGGAAAGGUCCAGCUUCGGCAGGCCAUCUCCCUCGACGACGCCUUCCCCGUUACCAGGUCAACAGACCUCGCCUUUGUUGUUGCGGGACACCAAUCAGAACUCGGGGAUGAAGAGCGUUGUUGCCGAGCUCACUCUGCUUAACAACAACAACCAUCAUAACUAUCACCAUGGCAACCCCACACUUCCAGAAGGACGAGCGGAAUCCCCUCCACGAGAGCAUGGUUGCCAGGGGAAACUCCCAGGCAGUUUGUCGGUGGACACGGACGGAAGCGUGUCACAAGCAGAUGGGUUGGAGAAAAUGAGAAAUGACUCAGAAUCUGGAGAUGAGCUCAGCAGCAGCUCUACCGAACACAUACAGAGCACAUCACCCACCGGACAGUGUCGACCCGAGUCCCCCGUUUACACCAACCUCCAGGAGUUAAAGAUCUCUCAGUCGUCUCUCCCACCUGUUCCCUCUUCCUCCCCUCUUCAUAUCCUGGGCGACUGGGAAACGCACAAAGAUACGAGUGGAAGAAACUUCUACUACAACCGCAUGACUCAGGAGAGGACCUGGAAACCACCACGCUCACGGGACAACGGGGGCAGUCGUGGGGACACUGGAGGGAACACUGGAGACAUGGAGCAUUUGUCUUCUGAAGAGAUUUGUCCCAGCACACACUCCAGUCAGUCAGACAGUCAGUACGGAUCGCCCCCUAGAGGCUGGUCUGAGGAACUGGAUGAACAUGGCCACACACUCUAUGUGUCUGAAUACACCAAUGAGAAGUGGAUCAAGCAUGUGGACGAACAAGGGCGGCCGUAUUACUACAGUGCUGAUGGAUCCCGCUCAGAAUGGGAGUUACCAAAAUAUAAUCUCUCUCCUCCAAUCUCUGGAGAAGCUCCUAAGAGUCACAGUUUGGAAAGGAAGCAGCAGGAGCUCAUUGUGCUGACCAAGUGGAGACACAGCACCUAUGUGCUGGACGUCAAUGAGAAGCUGCCAUUCAAAAACAGAUGGUUCAGCGUGAGCCGCCUCCCCAGGGGCUUCGGCCUAUCACUGUACAGAGAACCCUCGGAAAAGUGUGGUGUUCUCAAUGUCACCAAGAUUACUGAACAUGGCAAGAAAGUCAGGAAGAAUUGGGCCUCCACCUGGACUGUCCUGCAGGGAUCCUCUUUACUUUUUGCAAAGGGUCAGGGCAGUGGCACCAGCUGGUUUGGAGGCAACCAGUCCAAACCAGAAUUCAUGGUGGACCUGCGAGGAGGUUCGGUCGAGUGGGCAUCCAAAGAAAAGUCCAGCAAGAAACAUGUCAUUGAGCUGAAGACCCGAGUGGGCACAGAGCUGCUGAUCCAGUCUGAGAUUGACACUGUUAUUAAUGACUGGUUCAGAGCGCUUUCUGAGACCAUCAACACACAUGCUUGGGAGUCUGAUGAGGCCAUUGAGGAGGACAUGCCCGAGUCUCCUGGAACUGAGAAACACGACAGAGAGAAAGACCCCCGAGACUCAAAGAAAAACAGAGUAAAGAACUCCAGUUUGGAUUCGUCUGAGCAGAAGAAGACCAGAGUCAAACUGAAGAAGUUCCUCACACGGAGACCCACCUUACAGGCUGUCAGAGAUAAGGGCUACAUAAAAGAUCAGGUGUUUGGCUGCAGUUUGAAUGCCCUGUGUCAGAGAGAAGGCACUUCCGUACCUAAUUUUGUCAAGAUGUGCAUUGAGCAUGUGGAGAAUACAGGCUUGAAUGUCGAUGGCUUGUACAGAGUCAGUGGAAACCUGGCUGUCAUACAGAAACUGCGCUUUGCAGUCAAUCAUGAUGAAAAGGUGAAUCUGGAAGACAAUAAAUGGGAGGAUAUCCACGUGACUACAGGUGCUCUGAAGAUGUUUUUCCGGGAGCUUCCAGAGCCUCUGUUCACUUACGCAUCCUUUAAUGACUUUGUCGAAGCCAUCAAACACUCCGAUUACAAGCAGCGAGUCCAAUCCAUAAAAGACUUGAUCAAACAGUUGCCAAAACCCAAUCAGGAAACAAUGAAAGGGUUAUUCAAACACCUGAAAAGAGUGAUAGAUCAUGGCGAGGUGAACAGGAUGACUACCCAGAGCGUGGCUAUCGUGUUCGGCCCAACCCUGCUGCGGCCGGAGAUCGAGACGGGCAAUAUGGCGGUUCAUAUGGUCUAUCAGAACCAGAUUGUAGAACUCAUCCUUCUAGAGUAUGAGAACAUUUUUGGCAGGUAGAACAUCUCUAAGUGAGAAUCGAUACAGAGAACACAAUGCCAGAAGUUUAACAUCUCAUAUCCAUCACACAAAAACACACCACCACUGUGGGCCAAGCUUAAUAGAGUAUAUAAACAAACGUGAGUGGACUUACUGUGACAUAUGACUGAAUACAAGCGAAGAAAAUUAAUACAGAAAGGUUCUUUAUGCACUUAAUAUUUUUUUAACUUUUGAGGAUUUUUCCAUUUGGAUCGUCAUUCCGUGGCUUAGAAUAAGCUUGAUGGACUUUUGGACAAUUAUGGAUGGUCAUUAGUCUCCAUUAUGCACUUUUUUUUUUUUUUUUUUGGAAAUGGGAAUAUUUUCC